AUGAUCGCCUGGAUACAUGUCGUGAGUUCUUGCCAGUGGAGUCCGAAAUUCGGCACCUACUCGUACUGUUCUAUAGGUAUAAAGGUGUGGAAGGAUGCCUGAGAAGGAACUCGUGAGGCUCUACUCUUCUCUGUUCGAUUGUUAAUCUCAACAUACUGAACAUUCCCAGACAAAAACAUCACAACACUUUUGGUAUCAUUCCACUCUUCCUUGGAUCAACCAUGAAGCUACACGGCGACCAUUCAGAGUCUUACGUCUCGCAACACCGCGCCGCAUUGACAGCGAGGUCUUCGGCAACGACGGCAACAACAAACGACAAGUCCACGGCGUCAACGACAAUGUCUUCAACAAACGACAAAAACCCCAAGGAGUCGGCCUCCUGGGACGCCGCUUCCAUCUCCACGUCAUCCAUUGCCAGUGAGAAAGAAAGGGCUCAAGCGGAGGCGAACAAGAAGCCGUCGUUGCUCAAAAGGGCCGUCACAGGUAUGAAAGAUACACUCCAUUAAAAACAUUGAACCACCUGAGCCAAGGAUCCCACCUGGACGUCGAUACGAUUUACCCGCUUGGUCACGAUAGAGUCUUCUAAACGGUACUUGACAUGUAACGAGUCAUUCCAUGUCAAUUUGUCACCAUGUCACGGGAGGAUCUUGCAUCAACAGUCAGGAAGGGUUUUCUUUUUCUUUUAGCAAUGUUGUUUUGAAAAUGCUUGAUGAUUUGGAAAGGAAAAUUUUCAUGUCCGACAGAUUGAAACAAUGAUGGGAUGAUUUGAAUGUACACCGGGAAAAGAACUACAAGGACAGACCAGAGCAGACCAAGGGCCGUAAUUGUCAUUGUCAUGUUGACAUGAAACAACAUUGACAACUGGUCUUGAUGCUCUGGUCUGGUAGAGGUUUCACUUGUCGACAUCCGGAAGUUUUGUCUUUUUAUCUUUCGACAUUCGACAUACCACACACACAGACACCACACAAAGGGGGAAAAAAGAACUGGGAGACUGUUUCUUUCUGUAUAGGUCAAUCAUCUAUAACGACUUUGUCAUUUUCACAAAUGGUCUGAUUUUGCACAACACCAAGGGGGAAAAACUAUGAGACAAUACGGGAUACAACAUACACUCCGUCACUGAUGCAGUCUAUCAGAUGGUCAUCCAGAGUCCAACCAUACUAUCUCUACUAUGGGUUAUCACUUCUCAAUGAUGUGUGACACGGAGGAGGGGGAGUAGAUAGUACUUCCUGUUGACUCCUUGAAGAAACUCAUGUUUACAACAUAAUCCAAUUGAUUGUUGUACCGCGGCGGCGCCAUCGAUACCAAACACUAUUU
This is a messenger RNA of Exophiala oligosperma, 1314 nucleotides long. RefSeq lists its product as hypothetical. Lineage: Eukaryota; Fungi; Ascomycota; Eurotiomycetes; Chaetothyriales; Herpotrichiellaceae. The coding region runs from base 222 to 506 and encodes 94 amino acids. The transcript is spliced from 3 exons. The record is from RefSeq and is a predicted model, not a curated record.